GAUUUCUUCAGUGGUAUGAGUGCGAGAGUUCCGAAUAGAAUAGUUACUGUUUACAAAUGGCGGCCCACAGAUGACAGUAAUGCGGAUAAAUACGCAUAUAAGGACACAUAGUGUUUAAGCUGUUGCUUAUUCGACAAAUAAGCAUAAACAAGAAAAAGGAUACCAUCCACUAUUGUACCAUAUAUCAGUAAUUAUGUCGAUGAGGACCAAGAUAAAUGGCUAUACUGCCUGGGUAAACCUGCGGUUGAUGCCUUAUGACCACUUACUGAACAAUGCUCUGAUGGACUUACUAACAGGAACACACAUGAAGUUCCUCCUUGAAAGCAUCACUGGCAGGGACAUAAAGCGACUGGAGAGUUUUGAUGACCUUUCCCAACAGCAGAAACAGACAAGGGUGGAGUGGGUGGUGGAUGAACUGAAGACAUGUCAGGUUUUACCAGAUGAUGUUGCUGUUGACUCAAGACUGUUUGCUAUGAGGAGUGCAGAUCACGUGUUUGAUUUACUGUGGCGAUUGAUAAGCCAUGAUAUCUGGUUUGUAUGGGAGAGGGCAGAAUACCUACAACACGAAGACUUGGAUGUACUCACACAGAUUCCAUUCAAAUGGACACCAGAACCACCUCCCAAAAAGAAGAAAAGUAAAAAACCCAAGAAGUCAUUACUGUCGGGGUUUGGAUCUGGUUCAGCAGCUGGAGAGGAUAGUGGUACUUUAGACUCCAUCGAUCUGAGUACAUGUACUCCAUCACCAAUACAUGACCUUAUGUCAGAUGAUGUUAUGGAGGAUUGGGUUAAAUUCCCGAAUGCUGAGUGGGUGAAAAACUUCAAGAAGAAGAAAAGGGAAUAUGGAAACUACCCCAGUCCUGAUGAAUGUAUCUUGGAAAUGGUGAACUAUCAACUCAGGACCACAAGAGAUGGGAGAAAUCUGGCCUGCCAUACAAUAGAUGACUUUGUUGACAGUAGAGUGUUAUGUGCUCUUGUCAACUCUUUUGUACCAAACACAUUCACCACCGACCUCCUCCUCAAUGACAGAUGGACGAUAAACCUUGCACUGCGCACUGCAGAAAAAAUGUUUUAUGCCGAAACACCUUUUGACUCGGAGGAUUUAGUCGAGGCUGAUCCAACAGCAGUGUGUUCCUAUUUCUGCUUUUUCCUGAUGAUGGCAUACAAGUACCGUCAGUGUAAAGCUGCCGUUAGUCGUGUGGACUACAUCAGUAUGUUGAUCCGAGAAUGUAACCAUGAGAUUAGUAAGUUCCCUGCCAUUGUGUCCAACAUGCAGGAGCUUCAGCGACGGAAGGAGGUGAAGACCGAGAUUGAACAACACAAACAAGCUCUGGACAAGUUCAAUAACAGAUUUGAUAUCCCCUACUGUAAGAAGUGGCUAAACCAUGUAGAAUAUGUACAGAAUGAGGUGAGGAGACAAAUCCGAGAGAAGAUGAAGAGUCGGUUUGACAUGAUUACUGCCCCAAGGAACAUCACAGUUAACGACAUGUGUCUGUCCUGUGUUAUCAAUCUGACACUGACAAAUGGUUCUGGGUUUUACCUAGCAAGUAAUAAGGAAGUUUUGGGUGAUGGAAGGAAGGUUGUACUGAGAGCGAAAGAGACUGGGGACUUUAUUGACGACUUUAGUACCGGACGCUCCCGAGGACCGACUGUGAGAGAGAUUUUAAAAGUAGCUGAUGCCGGAGUGGUAGAGCUUUACCCUGACAACUAUCCAGGGAUUGAGAUCUUUGUGGAGGCUCAGAGUCGGAACAAGCUUCUCAAGGCUGGUACUGUGUUCCUGUAUCAGGUCUUCCCUGGAAACACUACCACCUGGCAGAGGCUCUUCAUCAAGUCAGCUAGGGAGAAUGAAUUUGAAACUGUCCAAAAGAUGAUUGUAUUCUUCCAGAGUAAUCCAUCCUUCAUCAACGCUAAGGAGCCAAAGACAGGAAAUACAGCCCUUCACUGGGCAUGUAGGAAUGGCUUGUUUGAUAUGGUGUGCCUCCUGUUGGAGAAUGGUGCCAAUGUUGACAGUAAGAACACCAACAAGAGCACUCCACUGUUCGCUGCCAUUGAGGGACUGCACAGGAGGAUUUGUCACUUGCUGAUUGAAUGGGGCUGUGAUGUCCAUUGUAAGAAUGUCAAAAAUCUUACGCCGUUUGAGAUGAUAAAAAAUGACGACUUCAAACACUACCUUAUAGAGUUAUAUGGACACUAUUCUGAUAUUGUCCCCAAGAUUAUGGAGGGAGACAAGGCACUCUUGGAUGAUGUCAUACACAAACAUGCAAUCAAGCAGAAGCAGUUCUGUAGCCUCCGUAGCAGGUGUAUCAAUGGCAGUACCCUACUACACACAGCUGCCUACUACGGUAAUGUGUCUGCUGUCCGGGAACUGAUUCAGUUGAGACUCAACGUCAAUAUCCGUGACUACAAGGGUGCCACUGCCCUCCAUCGUGCUCGGAACAAAGAAAUCUUGGAGGUGUUGUUGGAGUCUGGAGCCAGUGUUGAUGCCGAGGAUGGAGAGGCUAAUACUCCACUCCAUGUUAAGUGCUAUGGAGAGACUAAUGCUCCGUCAGAAAUACCGUCCAUAGAAGUGCUACUCGCCAGGAAUGCUAACCUUGCCAGAAGGAAUGUCAGGGGCCUUCUCCCGGUACACUGCUGUGCCAUGCAGGGCCGUGUGGAUUUAAUCCGCCUGAUGGUGCGGGCUGACACUGAGAACAACAUCUCUAAGGCCAUCUCUGGAGAGGACGAUAAGAAGCCCCCUAGUCUGUUACAUUUGGCCAUCGCCAAUGACUUCAUAGAGUGUGCCAAAUGGUUGUCCACCAAUGGUUUCUAUUUCAAGAAAAGGGAACAGGACAUCCUGUUACGGCGGAUCAUCACCGAACAAAUCUCACUUAAUGACAGAGAGGAAGCUGUGAGGUUCCUGUUGGAAAAUGAAGCUGACCCCAGUCCACGGUAUCCUGGUGGAAGCACAUGUCUGCAUUACGCUGCUGGCCUGACAGGAUCAUCGGAUGUCCUGGAGCUGUUACUGGACCAUGGAGCUGAGGUAGAUCCAGUCGAUGACAAUGGCUGCACGCCAUUGUUCUUCGCCACACAAGCCAACAACCAGUUUGCUGCCUGUGUCCUCAUAGAACAGAAUGCUAAUGUCAGACACAAAAAUAACCAGGGGUUGACUGCGUUUGAUUACAUCAUAGAUUUUGAGGAGUGGAUUGAAUGUGGCUAUUUCACAGACGAGAUAAAAGCUAGACUCAAGGCCUACAGUCUGAAGCAUGCUCGUGACCUAAUCAGGGCGAUAUCAAAGAAGGUGAAACCAAACCAGCUCCAUAGUUUUCAGGACAUGAGGAUGAGAUCUGGUCUGUCUACAAGGUCAUUCCAACCCACAACCAGCAACACAAUGACUAACUCUCACUUCUCCAGCCAGCUUCCUUCUAUCCGUCGGGAGUCAAUAUCUACUGGCUACAUCAAAAACUGACUGUGCUAAUAAGGUCUGAUUGCCAGAACUGACCAGUAGGUGGCAAUUUCAAAACUGACCACAAGUUGGUGAUAUCCAGAUUGAGAAUAAGCUUUUGAUUUCCAGAAGGGCUGACUACAGGUCAGUGAUUUCCAGAACUGACAGAAAGUAUUGAAUUUUCAACAAUUAUUUGUGUUGUUACACAUUUAAUCAAUUUUUUUUUUUUUUUUCCUGACCAACAACUUGCUGAAUUCAUGACUGACCUAAUUUGGCUCGGAAUUAAAUGGCCAAUUCAUAUAGAGAAACAAAACUCAGAAUUAAUGAACAGAGAUUUGUAUUGGUGUUCUAUACUGGUAAACAUUGUUGUUUUAAACUGAAAUCCUGUUGAUCUGGGAUAUUGUUCUUGUCCUGGCGAUAUGGGAUUCUGUUCCAUUUGAGAUUUUGUAUGAAAUAUACAGAGAAAAAUGUGAAUCAUGUUGUUCAGUAUAUUGUAUCGACAGAUCGACAUGUAUCUAAAUCAAACCAAAGACAGGGAAUGAUACAAUUGGUGUAUACCAUUUGUACAAACUUUAUCAUCUUCGUUAGCUGUGGCUUCUCCGCGUGGAGUGUAACACAAUCAGAAGCCUUGGCUAGUGAAGAUGAUACUUUAUUUGUAGAAAACUAUUGUUAAUAUGAUAGACUUAUACUUUAUUUGUAGAGGAAUAUUGUUAAGAUGUGCCAAUGUUUUAUAGAAUUAAUAUAGUCUGUUUUUGUUGAUAUUUUUUGCUAGAAUUUCUUUAUUUUCAUUCACAGUAUUAAAGGGCAUGUGAUGUUUUUGUGAAUUACUUAAUAUAUAAUAUAGAUAUAAAUUUUAGACAGUUUAUACAUUUAAUUACUUAUUUGAUGUCUGUACAAAUGUAUACUGUUACAAUUACUAUCAUAAUCCAGAAAUUAUUGGGACCAGUGUUUGGUAUUUUGUCUUUUUUAAUACAAGUACAUUGUAGAUACAUGUAUAUGUAAUUACUGUGUGUAAUUGGUGUUUUUGGCUCUUUAUUUUUUAAACUUGUAUAUGUUUACUUGAUUUAAUACCUGGUAUAUACAGAUAUAUGAUUGAGUCCAUUCAGCAUGGAGGUAGAAUUGAUUCCUGCCGGUCAGUGUUGUAAACUGACUUGUAGGUUAUUAUGGGUUAUAUUUUUGCUGUCUUCAGUAUAUCAUGCUUUCUUUUAUGAAAUGUGCUGAAAUUUAUUUACUUGUAAAAUAUGUAUAUUUUAUUAGGUAAAUCAGAAACACAAGUAAACAAGUGUACAUGUGUACUAUACAUGUAAAAUACAAACUGGAAUUACAUGAGUUUGAAUAGUACUGUAUUUGAUAUGUAGAAUUAAGACAUGUAAAACAUGUUCGAUUAGAGUAGGUAAAUUAUAAUUACAGAUUAGGGAAAUUAUCAUUACAGGUAAGAUCAAAUAUAAUUACAGGUAAGAUCAAUUAUAAUUAUAGGUAAGAUCAAUUAUAAUUACAGGUAAGAUCAAUUAUAAUUACAGGUAAAACAACUUUAAACAGUUAGCAGUGUUCAACAGGUUAAUCAGAUAUGCUUUCAUAUUAUCAAUACAUAUACCCUAAUAUUUGAAUUUGUUGUGAAUUGAAUAUUAAACUGUAACUAUAGUGAAGUUAAAGUAUCAAUACCUACCCCAGUCCCUAGUUAAUACAGAGAUUUAUACUAGGAUAGUUAUAGGCAGUGUAAUACUUGUUGCCAAUAUUUUUUACAGGAGCAGCUAGAUAUCAUAGAGUAGAUUUUAUUUAUUUUUUCUCACCGUAUUGUAAUGUAUGAAAUAAUGUAAUAGCUAUACCAGUGCUCUGUACAGUGUUUUGGGGAAUAUGAUUCUGAAACCACCGUCCAGGAUUGUACAUAAAGAUUGAAAUACCCCAGCUCCUUUCAAAUCAAUGAUCCGUCCAACAUUAGUUUUAUUCCCUUAGAACCAUUGAUCUGUUCCAAUAUAAGAUUUAACAAUAAUAUCAUCUAUCCAUUUCUGUGAAGGUUUAGGCUGAAACCGUCAGAAAUAGACAUCAUUGAGUGGCAGGAAUGUAUGAUUAAUGUUUUGUUUAUUAACAUUUUUGUUGCAUCUUUUUUUAAAUUAUUUUUUUAUACUUGUUUUCUUAUCUGUAGUUUCACUUGUUAAACUUUACAUUUGAUUCAUCCAUUGUUUACAUUUGUUAUACCUUCUCACCAGUAUAUUGCUCGUUUUAUUCUGAUGCUGUUGUGAUGCAUUUGUUUACUGUUCAACAAUUAAGACCAGUACGACUAUCUGACAAGGAGCUCAAUUUAGAGGAUUAAUCAGUCAACUCUGUACCAUUUAUGAUAAUAAGCUCAUUGUGACUAUUGAUACAUGGAGCUUAAAUUUCAAAACCUUUAAUCAGUCUGUUGGAACUCUCUGAAGAUGACAAUACAGUUUCAUUCAUGACUAUGAUCUUAUAUAUAACAGUUAUAAUCUGUCAGCUGUGACUUACUUUGGGCUCAUGAAAAGGCAUGAUCAAUCAAUUGUGACUAUCUUUACACUCAUGAACAGGCAUGAUCAGUUAAAUGUGGCUAUGAGUUUAAUAUUGAACUGAUCAGUUAAAUAUGGCUAUGAGUUUGAUAUUGAACUGAUCAGUUAAAUAUGGCUAUGAGUUUGAUAUUGAACUGAUCAGUUAAAUAUGGCUAUGAGUUUGAUAUUGAACUGAUCAGUUAAAUGUGGCUAUGAGUUUGAUACUGAACUGAUCAGUUAAAUGUGGCUAUGAGUUUGAUAUUGAACUGAUCAGUUAAAUGUGACUAUGAGUUUAAUAUUGAACUGAUCAGUUAAAUAUGGCUAUGAGUUUGAUAUUGAACUGAUCAGUUAAAUGUGGCUAUGAGUUUGAUAUUGAACUGAUCAGUUAAAUAUGGCUAUGAGUUUGAUAUUGAACUGAUCAGUUAAAUAUGGCUAUGAGUUUGAUAUUGAACUGAUCAAUUAAAUAUGGCUAUGAGUUUGAUACUGAACUGAUCAGUUAAAUGUGGCUAUGAGUUUGAUAUUGAACUGAUCAGUUAAAUGUGGCUAUGAGUUAAAUAUUGAACUGAUCAGUUAAAUGUGGCUAUGAGUUAAAUAUUGAACUGAUCAGUUAAAUGUGGCUAUGAGUUUGAUACUGAACUGAUCAGUUAAAUGUGACUAUGAGUUUAAUAUUGAACUGAUCAGUUAAACGUGACUAUGAGUUUGAUAUUGAACUGAUCAGUUAAAUGUGACUCGAGUUUAAUAUUGAACUGAUCAGUUAAAUGUGACUAUGAGUUUGAUACUGAACUGAUCAGUUAAAUGUGACUGAGUUUAAUAUUGAACUGAUCAGUUAAAUGUGGCUAUGAGUUUGAUAUUGAACUGAUCAGUUAAAUGUGACUAUGAGUUUAAUAUUGAACUGAUCAGUUAAAUGUGACUCGAGUUUAAUAUUGAACUGAUCAGUUAAAUAUGGCUAUGAGUUUAAUAUUGAACUGAUCAGUUAAAUGUGACUCGAGUUUAAUAUUGAACUGAUCAGUUAAAUAUGGCUAUGAGUUUGAUAUUGAACUGAUCAGUUAAAUGUGGCUAUGAGUUUAAUAUUGAACUGAUCAGUUAAAUGUGGCUAUGAGCUUGAUACUGAACUGACCAGUUAAAUAUGGCUAUGAGUUUGAUAUUGAACUGAUCAGUUAAAUCGGACUAUGAGCUUGAUAUUGAACUGAUCAGUUAACUGUGAGCUGUGAGUAUCUGUAACCUCACAGUGUAACUUAUAAAUAUUCCCCUUACUGGGACGUAUGAGCUCAUUAUCAAACAGUAUAAUAACUAAUCAACUGUAACAAUCUCCAACUAACAUACAACAUUUUAUUUUACCCCAACUUGUAACUCAUUUGUAUUGUUGCCCAUGUUGUAUGUGUCUUGUAUUUUUUUAUUCACUUAGUAAGCUUAGCCCUUGGAAUUUAAUGCUUAUCUAGAAUAUGCAUUUGCAUGUAAACAUUCUUUUCCAUUAAAUUUAAAGUUUUCAUUUUAGUGAAUUCAGAAUCAUUUUCGUAGUUUUUAUAACUCAGUAGCUUUAUUAAUCUAACAUAAUUAUCGUGGUAUAAAUUCUUGGUAUGUGCAAUUAUAUACAAGUAGCUUUUAUUAAGAACUACUGUAACAUUUCUUAAACAAAGAAUAUGAAAUAAUGUAAUAAUAGAUUAGUGUGUAGCCAGUCUAUAGGUUAUUGAUUUGACUGCUGGUGUCUUGAAUCAAUUACAUUAUAACAUUGGUCAAUUUACACCUGUUAUAUAUGGGUGUAUUGACACCUGUUAUAUAUGGGUGUAUUGACACCUGUUAUAUAUGGGUGU
This is a messenger RNA of Pecten maximus, 7730 nucleotides long. RefSeq lists its product as uncharacterized. Gene Ontology annotation, molecular function: protein binding. Gene Ontology annotation, cellular component: ciliary inversin compartment. Lineage: Eukaryota; Metazoa; Mollusca; Bivalvia; Pectinida; Pectinidae. The record is from RefSeq and is a predicted model, not a curated record. The transcript has 28 exons. Gene Ontology annotation, biological process: protein localization to ciliary inversin compartment. Bases 194 to 3442 code for a protein of 1082 amino acids.